AAGUCGACAUAUAGCGGACACGCACUAUCUAAAUUUACAGUACAUAAGCGAUGCAGGCGUUCGUACACGCAUGGGGUUAUUAUUCUGGCAUUUUGUCGGCAUUUUUGUGUUUAUUUUUAUUCAUUUUGUCAGCAGUGUUUAUAAGAAGAAGAACUGCACGAAACUUUCCCCCUGGACCACUGGGGCUCCCAGUUGUGGGAGUACUCCCCUUUUUAGGGAAGGACCCUCAGAGUACGUUAAUGCAAUGGGCAAAAAGGUAUGGAGAGGUAUUCAGCGUAAAUCUUGGAGGCAACACAGUAGUAGUACUAAAUGGUGUUGAAGCUGUCCGGGAUGCUUUUCAGAGAAAGGCAACAGUUUUUGCUGGACGACCUCGAAUACCCUCUUUUGACUUUUUGCAUCACCGAGGAAUUAUCUCUGCAGAUUAUGGUCCGGCAUGGCAAGCUCACAGAGAAUUCCUGAUGCGUUACCUUCGUGGUACUGAUGAAGACAAACUGGAAGAAAAAAUAAAUCGAGAAAUAGACACUCUGAUUGAGUUUUUACGACAUAAAAACAAAUCCAAGUUCAAUUGUUCUGAGACAUUAAUGAUUUCCGUUGCAAAUAUACUUAUGUCAGUGUUAUUUGGGGACCGCUUCGAUUACGAUAAUCCGAUGUUAAAAGAACUCAUAAGAUCUAUUCACCGAUCUGCAGAACUUAGUAAUGAAUCAAGUGUCAUGAAUUUCAUUCCAAUAUUACGUUUCCUUCCACAGUGCAUCGAAAGAAACAAGGAAGUAGAUAAUCUGUGUAACAUAGUAGGCAAUAUACAAAGAAAUCACUCAGAGAUAUAUUGCGAAGGUGUCACCAGAGGACUAAUGGAUGCGUACACUAAAGAAAGCAUGCAGCGCACUACAGCAAAGAGUGGUUUCUUUAAUGAGAAAGAACUUGCCACACUUCUUGUUGAUGUCAUUAUUGCUGGGACUGAGUCGAUAGCAACAACCCUUUCUUGGGGAAUACUUUUCCUCCUUCACGAUCCCAAAGUCCAGCAAAAUGUUCAGUCAGAACUAGACGAAGUCAUUGGUAAACGACGCCCUACUCUGGCAGACAAGCCAAACCUUCCUUACACAAACGCAACCCUUAUGGAAAUACAACGAUGUAAUUAUGUAUUUCCUUUAGGGGUGCUUCACAGUACAACAAAGGACAUAGAAUUUCGAGGCCACAGGAUCCCUAAGGGUUGUUGGAUCCUUGCUAAUUUCUGGUCAGUUAUGAUGAACGAUGAUGUGUACCUAAAUCCGAGGGAAUUCCGCCCUGAAAGGUUCCUUGGGGACUCUGGUAAAUUACAACCACAUGAUGCUUUUCUCCCCUUUUCAGCUGGAAAGCGGUCCUGUGCAGGAGAACUCUUAGCAAGGCAACAACUCUUUCUAAUGUUUACUCAUCUACUACAAGCCUUUACAUUCCAAUUGCCGGAGGGAAGUGUUCUGCCAAAGUUAGAGGGCUCAACAGGGAUCACCUACCAGCCUCCAAAGUUUGAUGUGUGUGCCCAUUUGAGGUUUUGAAUUACAAGUAUAAAUAUUUCU
Messenger RNA from Lingula anatina, 1550 nucleotides. Its product is annotated as cytochrome P450 2D20. Lineage: Eukaryota; Metazoa; Brachiopoda; Lingulata; Lingulida; Lingulidae. Gene Ontology annotation, biological process: xenobiotic metabolic process. The record is from RefSeq and is a predicted model, not a curated record. Gene Ontology annotation, molecular function: oxidoreductase activity, acting on paired donors, with incorporation or reduction of molecular oxygen, reduced flavin or flavoprotein as one donor, and incorporation of one atom of oxygen; heme binding; steroid hydroxylase activity. Gene Ontology annotation, cellular component: intracellular membrane-bounded organelle; cytoplasm.